Molecule: messenger RNA, 1982 nt
Organism: Andrographis paniculata
Lineage: Eukaryota; Viridiplantae; Streptophyta; Magnoliopsida; Lamiales; Acanthaceae
Product: transcription factor MYBC1-like
Exons: 2
Coding region: 864-1667 (267 amino acids)
Biological process (GO): regulation of DNA-templated transcription
Cellular component (GO): nucleus
Molecular function (GO): DNA-binding transcription factor activity; DNA binding
Source: RefSeq, a predicted model, not a curated record
CAUGCCAAUCAACAACAUUCAUAAAACAGCAACCCCAUUUUUAGGAGCAGCAGCAGCGCAGCAGCUACACUUGCAACACCCACCACAAAAUCCCCUCCAUUUCUCCGACCAAAUCAUCACCUGCGCCACCGACGGCGGCUGAGCGAAGAAGAACACCAGCUCUGCGUCUGCCUGACUCAAUUUCGGCGACGCACGGUUCUGAUUUGAAGAAAUUGAAGAUGUUCUGAAAUUCAAUAAGAUUUGAAGUGUUUCGGUGCUGUUUUUGUUGUUUGGAUUCGAUUUCGUUGUCAAUUUAGAGGAUUUGUGGUGCGUGGUGGUUUGGAUUCGAAAUCCCUAAUUUUUUAAUCUGAUUUGGGGGAAGGAAGGAGUGAAGAACAAACACUACGUCUACGUCUCGAAUUGCUCUCUGGCUCAAUUUCGGCGAAGUGCAAUUUUGAUUUGAAGGAAUUGAAGAUGAGAAUGGUUUUGAUCUGAAAUUCAAUCCGAUUUGAAGUGUUUUUGGUCCUGUUUUUGUUGUUUGAAUUCGAUUUCGUUGUAGAUUUAAAGUAUUUUUGGGUGGUUUGGAUUCGAAAUCCCUAAUUUCUUAUCUGAUUUGGGGGUAACAAAGAAAAAAGAGUGAAGAAUAGUAGAACACUACAUCUGCGUCUCGAAUCGCUGUCUGACUCAUUUCGGCUGAUUACGGUUUCGAUUUGAAGAAAUUGAAGAUGAAGAUGGCUUUGAUCUGAAAUUCAAUCCGAUUUGAAGCACUUUGAUACUGUUUUCGUUGUCCGAAUUCGAUUUCGUUGCAGAUUUAGGGGUGUAGUUUGGAUUCGAAAUCCCUAAUCCUGUGUUUCCGAUUUGGGGGAAAUUGAAGAACAACAACUAUGAGGGAGGAUUCGAAUUGGUUCGCGAAAUGGGAAGAGGAAUUGCCGUCGCCGGAGGAAUUGAUGCCGUUAUCCCAAUCGUUGAUCACUCCUGAUUUAGCCCUAGCUUUCAAUCUCCCAAAUCCGCAUCAGAUCCACCGCCGGAAUCCCCCAACCACCUCCGGCCUCCACUUCCCGCCGCCGCAGUCCUCUGCCGAAUUCGAUUCGCCGGAGAUGAGCUCCGGCGGCGGCGGCGGAGGCGGUGACAACGAGCCGGCGAGGACACUGAAGCGUCCCCGCCUCGUCUGGACGCCACAGCUGCACAAGCGGUUCGUCGACGCCGUCGCACAUUUAGGGAUUAAGAACGCUGUCCCGAAGACGAUUAUGCAGCUGAUGAGCGUCGACGGGCUGACAAGAGAAAACGUCGCCAGCCAUUUGCAGAAAUACCGGUUGUACUUGAAGCGUAUACAGGGGAUUUCCGGAGGCGGCGCUGCCCUGGCCGGAACAUCUGAUCCUGCCACAGACCACUUGUUUGCUAGCUCCCCGGUCCCGGCACAUUUCCUCCACCCCAACCGUCCGAGUUCCGAGCAUUUCUUGCCAUAUCUACCGGUGGCUGCUCCGCCGCAGCACCACCACCCGAUGGCGGCGGUGGUGCAGCACCAGUUUAGGCACUUUGGUAAUUCGGGGAUGAACGGGCAAUUCGAUCAUUCGGCAGUGAGGCAAUCUCAGCAGAGGAUGGGGAACGAGAAUUCGUCUCCUUAUGUCGAGAAUUUGGAGGCAAAUGAGACCAAAGUUCUUACGCUCUUCCCGACCGGAGAUGAUUGAAGUUCGAAUGCUUUGAGGAAGGUCGCAACAACGGGAAUGGAUGCUGCAUUGCGAGACUGCUCAUUGGGUACGAUCCUUGUCGAUGCCUUCUUCUAUUUUCCGAUGUUUUCUUGCUUAAAUGAUCGAUCUUGCAAGCGCCUCGAGCUGCUAGUCUCGCUAGAGCUUGAUAUUUAGAGAUUAUUGUAGUCGAUUGGUUUGACCUGUUGAUCCAAAAAAUACUCCAUUCUUGAGGCGAGUCGAGUUGAGUUGAGCACAUCAAUUGGCUCGAUUCUUCGCCUAUUUGAAGGAAUCAAGGCCCAAUAUUUUAUAGUUUCA